AUGACCGACCCUCCGCCGCCCACCACGCCCGGCCCGGGCCAGCAGCUGCGGCCGCCGAGGCGCCAGUACCGCCUCCCCGACGACCACUCGCCCAACCGAAUACGUACUAAUGACGAUUUGUUGAACCGCCUAACCCCAAUGACCGCAGUCGAAAUGCUUCAGUCACCCAGCGCCGAACUUAAGCAAUGUCUCGACAAUUGCACUGUCAGCGAACAAGAAUUUGCCAUGCGAGCUGCCGUGGCCAGCCGGAAGAUAUACGAAUGGCUCGAAGAGCUAUCCGACUGGCCAUGGCCAGAUACCAGUGGCCCUGCAGGAUUCGAAAUGCCAGAUCCCAAAAGGAGGAGGUUUUCUGACGUAGAAGAGGAGAACACAGCCACGGGCGAGUCUGAAUAUAUAGGUAGCUUACCUGCUGAAGAUGUCAACCGCUACGAGGACAGAGUGGACGGCAUUUCUCACGAUAUGGACGAGUUGCACAUCGAGGACAUCAAAAACCACGUCAUGCACAGCCAUAUUAUCCCACUUUCCAGACCAGGAACUCCUGUAUCAGACACCCGCUCCGUCGCAACAAUGCUUUCAUACAAUCGUAUGGAUGACCUGACAGCUCUUCUCACGGCAAUCAUCAUCCAGGCACUGCCGAAUCUUUCCAAGCUCUGUCGGCUGCUAAAAGUAUGGCACAUUCGGUUGUCUGUCCUCCGCCGUAUUCCUGCAUUACUAGCCGGCAUCGCCGAGGCGGAAUUUGCUCUCGAGUCGGCUUGGAAUGUGUUUUUAUCACCAGCAAACACCCCACCAGCAGCUGAUGGCACUGAAGAUGACGAUCUGUCGCGGCUGAAGCAGGCUUAUACGGUUGUCAAGGCAGUGUUGGAGAAGCAAAUCACGAAAACCGGACGAAGCCUCGAUUACAUGCUAGAUAGCUUGGAGGGCCUGCAAGACACCCUGCCUGACGAUUGGCUUGAUCGAAUGGAGACUAUCGAGCGUAGUUACGCAGAUUGGGUUGCCGUCGGCGAACGUAAGAUCCGCGAAGGAGAAUGGGCGAAGGCCACGCGCCGAAAGGAACCGCUUCUACCUGCCUCGGAAGAACACGCAAGCGCUCCAGUUGCACUUCCAGUUGUGGAAGACGAUUCCAAGACUGUUACUCUGCCUGUUCCGAUCAAGAUCGACCCCCCUGAGGAAGAUGAAGCCUUGACAAACAAGAGCGAAACCAGUUCCAUCAUUUUCCAUGCCGAUGCUACCCCCGAGCAAUCUGAAGGGUCAGAUGGUGAAGGAAACCUGGAAGCCUCGCCCUCUCAAGUCCAAGCCCAGAAGAAAGUGCAGCCUGCGAAGACUGGCCUGGAUGGCUUCGCCGAAGCAACUAAGGCUAGGCGCACUCCACUAGGCGAGGUACGCAAUGAAGAAAGCACAAAAAAGAACGGCAUUUCUGGAGCCCAGGAAUAUAAGAUCAAAGAGGGAACUGUAUCGACAGCUAGGGCAGUCUUCGAAGGCAACGCUGCUACUGACUCUCAGUCGCCAGUAGAUGAGGCUGUCGAGAUUCUGCCAGAUACGCCUGGAAGCGAAGAGGAACUGGAGCUGCCGCCUUUGAUUCGUCCCCGGCGGCGAGACAGCAAUGCUUCCGAGUCAUCGACUGUCAUCCACGGACACACCAGUCUGCUGGCAGAUGCCACGAGCGAUAUGCCUGAAACUUCUGCCUCCCCACCUCUCCCGCGCCAUAAGCUCACUGAGACCUCUCGUCAAAAAGCUGGCACCGAUCGAUACAGGAGCGUUAGCCCCCCUAGCUCACCCCCGUUCCGACCCAGUUACCGGGAAGAUAGCGCCAGCCCGAUGGUUGGUCCUCAAGGCGACGGCCUUCUCCCAGCUCUCCCUCUGGAAUCCUCUUUCAUGGAGGAUGAUUUUGAAAACUCCUUUACCAGCGUGGGAACGCCAGGAGACUCGUCAAAUUCUAGGUCGGAUGACAAGCUCCGGCAGCAAAUCAGCGACAUUCUCGAUUCUAUUCCGGCAAAUAUCAAGUUGGCAUCGGCUCCCCCGAAGGUCAACCUGAACCCUCCACCGCCAGAUCUGCCCGCCAAGCGACUGAGGAAGCCGUCCACGGAAGCCAUGCGAAGAUCUGCUUCCAGUCUUUCCAUGACUUCGAGGACCUCGUCGCGAGCUCCGACGCCGUAUUUGACACUUGCUCCCGCCUAUGCGAAGAACCCGAGGCCGAGGCGCUCCCAGAGCAGGCAGGAAAUCAAGGUCUACCACCUCUCCCGCUCAACCGGUGAAGCGCCCAUUAAGCUCUUCAUCCGCUGCGUCGGUGAGAACGGAGAGCGCGUCAUGGUCCGUGUUGGUGGAGGCUGGGCUGAUCUUGGCGAGUACCUGAAAGAGUAUGCUGCCCACCAUGGCCGCCGUUCGACCAGGGGAGAGAAGGCCAAGGUCGAGGUCCAGGACGUCCCUCGACCAUCUACCAGCCGCGGCAUAAACUCAAGCCCUCCAAGCCGCCCGGCGUCAGCGAUGGACAUGUCCCCAAUGACGCCGCUCAGUGUACGAAAGGCUAGGAAAUCUUUCGGCGCGGCGGAUCUCUCUAGCACAUCUGCGCCCAUGUACCUGCCGCAGACGCCGGCGGUGCCGCCGAUCCCCGACAAGUACACGCCGUCUUCGGAAGAUUCCAACAGGUCGCGGUCCAGUUCGCAUGCCUGGGCCGAAGAAGACAGUUCAUUCCUUGGCCUUGCAGGACCUACAGGCCGCAGAGUUGAGAUGAGCGAGGAAAACCGUGCUUGGGUAGAGAGUGUCAAGGAAAAGGUGCGUCUUGCUAGCGGCGAGAUGCGGAAGACGUCUGAAUUUGGCGAUAUGGGAAAGGUGGGAGGAACGAAACGGAUUUUCCGGAAAGGCUGA
Messenger RNA from Colletotrichum truncatum, 2862 nucleotides. RefSeq names its product gas2 domain protein. Gene Ontology annotation, molecular function: microtubule binding. The record is from RefSeq and is a predicted model, not a curated record. Lineage: Eukaryota; Fungi; Ascomycota; Sordariomycetes; Glomerellales; Glomerellaceae.